AUGUGCGGUAUCGCAGCUGUACUGUUGGGCGACCCGAACGCCGCCACCGCCGCCGUCGAUCUAUACGAGAGUCUUUUCUACCUGCAACACCGAGGCCAGGAUGCUGCGGGAAUAUCCGUCUGCCACGGCGGCCGCGUCUACCAGUGCAAGGACAACGGCAUGGCGCAAAAGGUCCGAGGCGCAACCUUUUACAUCAACAGUCCCUAUGGCGUAUCCAUGUCCGUGAACGGAAACCUCAUCAACUCCGACUACCUCCGCGAGUUUCUCGAUACCGAGGCCCGCCGCCACGUCAACUCUGAAUCCGAUUCGGAGCUCCUGUUGAACAUCUUUGCCAAUGCCCUCCAUGAGCUCGGGAAGCGCAGGGUAAACAAGGAUGACAUCUUUAUUGCCCUUCGCGACGUAUACGCCAAGUGUAUCGGCGCCUUUGCCUGCACUGCCAUGGUCACCGGCUUCGGAAUCCUCGGUUUCCGUGACGCCAACGGUAUUCGACCCCUUUGCCUCGGAUCGCGACCAUCCCAAACGCUAGAGGGAGCCAAGGACUACUUCCUUGCCUCCGAGUCCAUCGCCCUAAGACAGCUGGGCUUCACCGAUAUCUACCACCUCCUUCCCGGAGAGGCCGUCUUCAUCGAAAAGGGCGGCGCCGUCCACUUCCACCAGGUCGUCGAGAGGAAAACCUACACCCCUGAUGCCUUUGAAUACGUUUAUUUCAGCCGUCCCGAUUCCAUCGUAGAUGGCAUUUCCGUACACCGUAGUCGUCAGAACAUGGGAGUCAAGCUUGCGAACAAGCUCAAGGCGACCCUUGGAGAGCAGGGCAUCAAGGAUAUCGAUGUUGUCGUUCCCGUUCCCGAGACAUCAAAUACGGCCGCGGCUGCUCUUGCGAGCGCCCUCGGCAUCGAGUUUUCGUCGGCGUUCGUCAAGAACCGAUAUGUCUACCGCACCUUCAUUCUCCCCGGCCAAGACGCGCGAAAGAAGGGCAUCCGUAGGAAGCUUUCCCCCAUCGAGUCUGAAUUCAAGGGGAAGAGCGUCUGCAUUGUAGAUGACUCCAUCGUGCGUGGAAACACGUCACGAGAAAUCGUCCAAAUGGCCAGGGAGGCUGGAGCUGUCCGCGUCAUCGUGGCUUCCUGCUCUCCAGCCAUUAUCAACCCCCACAUCUACGGCAUUGACCUUGCCGACCCUAAGGAACUUGUCGCGUACGGAAGGACCACGGAAGAGAUCGCCCAGCACAUCAACGCCGACGCCGUCAUCUUCCAAGACCUCGACGAUCUGACGGCGGCAUGCAUCGAAGCCGCCGAAGGUGAGAGCGAAAUCAAGGACUUCGAGGUUGGCGUUUUCUCCGGGAAAUACGUCACCGAAGUGCCCGAGGGCUACUUUGAACACCUCAGCAACCUACGAGGAAAGAAGGACAAGGGGAUGCUGGUUGCGAACGCGGCGCCCGUGGCCCAACCGGCAGCGCCGGAGUACGCUGAAGAUAUCAACAUUCACAACCUUGCUAGCACCGAUAAUUAG
Messenger RNA from Parascedosporium putredinis, 1506 nucleotides. The record is from the annotation of a GenBank genome assembly. NCBI's taxonomy places the organism in Eukaryota, Fungi, Ascomycota, Sordariomycetes, Microascales, Microascaceae.